Striga asiatica is the source of this 1011-nucleotide messenger RNA. The record is from the annotation of a GenBank genome assembly. Lineage: Eukaryota; Viridiplantae; Streptophyta; Magnoliopsida; Lamiales; Orobanchaceae.
AUGUUCAGGAAUCAAUACGACACCAACGAGACGACGUGGUUGCCGGCGGGGCGGCUGUUCCAAGUGGAGUACGCGAUGGACGUUGUGAAGACGAUGGAAAAAAAACUGGGAAAUUGGAGAUUGUGGGUGGGGGGCCAUGAAUUAAUCGGACAAAAGAACCCACACCAACACGUGCCGAUCACGCGCGUGAUCUUAUCCUCAUUUCACAGAAAAAAGGGAAAAACAAAAAGUACUAUCAAGCCUUUGAUUCCCCGGCCGUCGUCAGCGGGGCAAGGCCCGGCGGAGCUCCUGCGCGAGGAGGUUUGGGGCGGAGAGGUGGGGGAGGUGUCCCUCGAUGUCGAGCAUGUGCACGGUGGUCCGGCCGCCGAGGUUUUCCUUGAGGUAGGCCGCCAUGGAUUCCGGCACGGAGUGAUCCUUGGAGGGGACGGUGACGAGUCCGAGCACUCCCCGGAGGUCGCUGUUGAACACCAUCCGCGAGACGAAGAGCGUGAUGUCCGGCCGCAUGUUGAACAGCGUCCGGCUGAAUUCGCGCACCGCCUCCGGCACGUCCGCCCCCACCGCCAGCGGCGCGAAUCCGCUCACCCACGCCGCGUAGUUCGCCUCCAUCGCCGCGAACACCUUGUCGAUCUCGCCGUCCGCGAAGCCGCCGUGAUACCUAGGGGAGGUGCCGAUGAGAAUGAGCUUGGUGAAAAGGUCUGGGCGGCGGAUGGAGGCGAGGAUGCCGAUGGAGGCGGAGACGGAGUGGCCGACGUAGGUGCAGCGGCCGAGGCGGAGGGCGUCGAGGAUGUCGAGGAGGUCGUCGACGAAGGCGUCGAGGGAAGUGUAGCGGCGGAAGUCGAAGUAGUCCGGGUUGACGCUGCCGGCACAGACGAGGUCGUAGAGGACAACGCGGUGGUCGCGGGUAAAGUAGGGAAGGAUCCGCUGCCAUGCCGAUUGAUCGGUGCCGACGCCGUGGGCGAGCACAAGCACCUUCUCGCCGGAGCCCACGACUCGCACGUUAAGCGCCUCUAA